This is a messenger RNA of Dufourea novaeangliae, 1209 nucleotides long. It is a transcript of the gene Arp6, whose product is annotated as actin-related protein 6. Gene Ontology annotation, cellular component: Swr1 complex. The record is from RefSeq and is a predicted model, not a curated record. The transcript is spliced from 3 exons. Bases 136 to 1209 code for a protein of 357 amino acids. NCBI's taxonomy places the organism in Eukaryota, Metazoa, Arthropoda, Insecta, Hymenoptera, Halictidae. Gene Ontology annotation, molecular function: nucleosome binding.
UGGCGCCAUGUCAACUGCUUUGAAAUUUUCGGAGCAAAACAUUUUUUCUUAACUUAAGACACAUUUUAUUGAAAGGCAUACAACAUAAGAAAGAAACGAUCGUAGUUUCGCGUAUCAUUUUAUGGUUUCGUAAAUAUGAAAAAUACCACUUUUGUUAUCGAUAAUGGUGCGAACACCGCGAAAAUUAUUGCGUCUGGACUUUUCUAUAUAUUACCGUUUCAGAAAGGAUAUCUCGUCAACUGGGAUGUCCAGAAAACUGUAUGGGACUAUAUAUUCUCAAAGGAAUGCUGUCCUCUAAAUUUGAGUCAUCUGUCUGUGAUCAUGACCGAACCUAUGUACAAUUUCUCUACUGUUCAAGAAGCUAUGACAGAGAUAUUUUUUGAGGAAUACGAGUGCCAGAGUUUGCUCAGAAUUAAUGCUGCUACUUUAUCCUGUUACCAAUAUAAGACAGAGAAUCCUAAUACAAAGUGCUGUAUAGUAGUGGAUAGUGGAUAUAGUUUUACCCACAUAAUACCCUACAUAAAUGACACCAAAGUUAAAGAAGGUAUUAGACGCAUAGAUGUAGGUGGAAAGCUUCUUACAAAUCACCUGAAGGAAAUAAUAUCUUACCGUCAAUUACACGUUAUGGAUGAAACUUUUGUGAUAAAUCAGGUAAAGGAGGACUCUUGUUUUGUAUCUCAAGACUUUUUCAAAGAUAUGGAAAUUGCGAAAAGCAAAUUGGAAAACAAUCCUAUAGUAAAGGAUUAUGUUUUACCAGAUUAUACAACAUUGAAACGUGGUUUUCUGAAAAGUCCAGAGCCUCCUAAUGAACAGCAAACUCUACGAUUAAGUAACGAACGGUUCGCUAUACCAGAGAUAUUGUUUCAUCCUUCUGACGUUGGUAUUCGGCAAAUGGGUAUACCAGAAGCAAUUAUGGAUUGCUUGAAAGCAUGCGACGAACAAACAUGGCCCCAUCUUCUGUCCAAUAUCAUUCUUACAGGUGGAAAUGCAAAGUUCCCAGGUUUUCAAGAAAGAACUUACAAAGAAGUUAGGAGCCUCGCUCCCGCCGAGUAUACGAUAAACGUUUAUCUACCUGAAAACCCAAUCACAUAUGCAUGGUAUGGCGGUAAAGCAGUAUCAAAAGACCAAAUAUUUUCGAGUCUUCUAGUUACUAGGGAAGAAUAUGAGGAAGAAGGACACAAUAUUUGUUUUGAGAAAUUCGACGUUUAA